Messenger RNA from Punctularia strigosozonata HHB-11173 SS5, 2285 nucleotides. RefSeq lists its product as uncharacterized. Gene Ontology annotation, biological process: carbohydrate metabolic process. The coding region runs from base 84 to 2225 and encodes 713 amino acids. The transcript has 7 exons. The record is from RefSeq and is a predicted model, not a curated record. NCBI's taxonomy places the organism in Eukaryota, Fungi, Basidiomycota, Agaricomycetes, Corticiales, Punctulariaceae.
CCGACGUAUACUCUCCCGCUCCUUAAGUCUGAUAUGGCAGCUGCCACCUUCUCCUAUCUGUUCUCGCCGCGUUUGAACGUAUCAUGUUAUACCCUCUGCUGGCUAGUGUCAUAGUAGCCGCGUUGGCCUCGAGCUCGCACGGGCACCGCAUCGACCGCAAAGCUAUCGUAUCUCGCUACAAUCCAAAGAGGAAUGCGUCGAAUCUCGUCACCCCCAUGCAAGUUGGGAAUGGCGACUUUGCUUUUGGUGCGGAUGUGACGAGUUUGCAGACGUUCCAGCCUUACGCAGUUAUGUCUUCGUGGGGCUGGAAGAACGACUCUCUGCCCAUUGGUCGGACGAUGCAGGACGUUAUGAAUUACCGCGGCGUGAGCUGGUGGAAUCACGAUCUCCUCGUGGAGUAUAUGUUUGGUGGCGAGGCGGAAAUCCAGCAAUGGCUUAUCUCGAACCCUAAUCGGGCGAACCUCGGUAGAACGGGCCUCGUGUUCUUCUCUUCCAAUGGCUCUGUGGUCCCCGUCGUCGAAACGGAGCUUGUCAACAUACAGCAAGAACUGGACUUGUGGACAGGGACGCUCACCAGUCACUUCACAUACGAUGGACAGCAUAUCAACGUCCAAGUCAACGCGCAUCAGGAUACUGGCGCAGUGGGCGUGCAGAUCACCUCCCCUCUUCUCCACUCCGGGCGGCUGGGGCUGUUCCUCGACUACCCGUGGAACGACGGCUCGUCCAAGUUUUCCGCGCCGUUCGUCGGAAUCUUCAACGCGACCGCGAACCACACCACCUCCCUUACCACCGGCCGGGACCUUGGCACCAAUGUGGCGGCGCAAAUCACCCACGCGUUCGCAGCCAACACGUUCUUCACGUCCCUGGGUGGCGACCGCUUUUCCGUCUCCCGGGAUUCUCCCACCGCACAUCGGUAUACUAUCAGAUCGGCGGCGAACUCGUCCACAUUUGCAUUUACACUGCACUACGACGUUGCUGAACCAAGAUCUAUUCCGACAGCCGCGGAGAUCGUCCAAUCAUCCAAUGCGGCCUGGGAGAACUUCUGGGAGAAGAGCGGAUUUGUGGAUGUCUAUUCCGGGUCGACGGAUUCGCGUGCCGACGAGCUGCAGAGGCGUAUCGUCCUAAGUCGCUAUCUCUUACGAGUCAAUGAGGCUGGCGGCGAUCCUCCGCAGGAGUCCGGGCUCGUCAACAAUGGAUGGUACGGCAAGUUCCACCUUGAAAUGUUCUUCUGGCAUGAAGUGCAUUGGGCCCUAUGGGGUAAUUGGGACCUUCUGAAACGCGCUACCCCCGUCUACCAACGCUUCCUGCCGACCUCCGUCGAGCGUGCACAGGUCCAGCAGCCCUGGUCGGCCGGAGCUCGCUGGGGCAAAAUGUCCGAUCCGAGUGGCAGGUCCGCGCCGGGGGAAAUCAACGAGCUCUUGAUUUGGCAGCAAGUUCACCCCCUCGUGUUCGCGGAGUACCAAUACCGCGCGUUUCCAAAUCGGAGCACGUUGAAGGAGUGGAGGGAUGUCGUCGUUGCUACUGCGGACUGGAUGGCAGCCUUUGCUUGGUGGAAUCAGACGACGAAGGUGUACGACCUCGGACCGCCGAUGUACGUCGUUAGCGAAGACACGAGUCCGAACGUAACGGUCAACCCGGCGUUUGAGCUCGCUUACUGGAGGUUUGGGUUGGGGUUGGCGGAGACGUGGAUGAAACGGCUGGGCGAAAAACCUCCGGCCGCGUGGUCGACCGUGAAGGCAAAUUUGGCACCUCUGCCUAUCGAAAACGGGCUCUAUGCUGUCUAUGAAGGCAUCGAGCACGACUUUUGGGCCGACCCUGCGUACACGAAUGACCAUCCCGCGCUCGUCGGUCUGCAUGGAUGGCUUCCUCCGACUCCCGGAUUGAACCUUACCACCGCAAAAGCGACUAUAGAGCAAGUGUGGACCACUUGGAACAUCACCAACAGCUACGGGUGGGAUUUUCCCAUGCUCGCCAUGUCCGCAGCUCGUAACAAUGAGUCCGAGCAAGCUAUCGGCUUCCUGCUGAACGAAUUGUUCUCAUUCGACGACGCUGGCUAUCCUACUGGAGGCGUGCGCGUGCCCACGCCUUACUUCCCAAGCUCGGGGUCGUUUUUGUUGGCGAUUGCCCAGAUGGCCGCCGGAUGGGACGGGAGCGACGGCGUUGCACCUGGUUUCCCAGCAACCGGGUGGCAUGUACGUGUCGAAGGCAUAGCGAAGACACUCUGAAUAGUAGCAUGUACUUGUAGGCAGUGUAAAUGUUGCGCUCGAUGCUAAGAUUGACUCGAC